UAAAUUAGAGAAAGGUAAGCAUUUGAGAAUUGGUGGCCGAAUUGAAGUUCCGAUAUGGUGAGAGAGAAGAGCCCUGGCUUAAAGAUCCUCUGGGUUUGGACUCUUGGCACUGCCGCCAUUCUCGCUACAAGCGUUGUUCGCAUGAGAUUGAGAGAUAUGGAGAACACAGUCAACUUCAACUCCGAUCAACAACAAUCUCUUCACCACCAACAAACUUCUUCCACCGAUUCCUUUUCCCUUGACGAUGCUGACAAAUCACAGGAUAUUGCUGAGGGUGCAAAUGUUAUUAACUAGGAGCACAAGUUGAGCUUGCACAAAUUGGCUUUCUAUAGGCCUGUAGAUCAUGUUGAUUGCCUAUAUGAUCAUUGACCUUUUACAUGGUGAUAAUCACCAGGAGAGUAAUAAAAAGCUUUAAUAUGUCAGAACCAUAAUUGUUAUGUUCAUGAACUGCAUGACAUCUUGUGAUAGGAUCUGUCUCCUUAACAACUACUUUGCUUCAUAUGUUAUUUUCAUUGUCAAACAGCUUAUAUGCAAUAGAUGUGUGAUCCAUGAGAAUGCAUAACUUGAAAAGAAAAUAUUUAAGAGUGACAAGCAAUGCUUAUAUGCAACCCACAUUCUCGAAAA
Molecule: messenger RNA, 624 nt
Organism: Cucumis sativus (cucumber)
Lineage: Eukaryota; Viridiplantae; Streptophyta; Magnoliopsida; Cucurbitales; Cucurbitaceae
Exons: 2
Coding region: 55-294 (79 amino acids)
Source: RefSeq, a predicted model, not a curated record